This is a messenger RNA of Lagopus muta (rock ptarmigan), 1992 nucleotides long. RefSeq lists its product as uncharacterized. Bases 20 to 1465 code for a protein of 481 amino acids. Gene Ontology annotation, molecular function: RNA-DNA hybrid ribonuclease activity; RNA stem-loop binding. The transcript has 2 exons. Gene Ontology annotation, biological process: DNA integration. Lineage: Eukaryota; Metazoa; Chordata; Aves; Galliformes; Phasianidae. The record is from RefSeq and is a predicted model, not a curated record.
AGGAAUCCUAGAGGUCAUCAUGGACUGGCCUGAAGGUAAAAAGUUUGGAACACCACCAGCAGAAGAAGUAUCACGUGCUAAAGAAGCCCCACCAUACAAUGAACUACCAGAGGAUGAAAAGAAAUAUGCCCUGUUCACAGAUGGAUCGUGUCGUAUUGUGGGAAAGCAUCGCAGAUGGAAAUCUGCUGUGUGGAGCCCCACACGACAAGUUGCUGAGGCCACUGAAGGGAAAGGAGAAUCGAGCCAAUUUGCAGAGGUAAAGGCUGUCCAACUGGCCUUAGAUGUCGCUGAACGGGAGAGGUGGCCAAUGCUCUAUCUUUACACUGACUCAUGGAUGGUAGCAAAUGCCUUAUGGGGGUGGCUACAGCAGUGGGAGCAAAAUAAUUGGCAAAGAAAGGGCAAGCCUAUUUGGGCUGCUGACCUAUGGAAAGAUAUUGCUACCCGAACAAAAAAUAUGGUUAUAAAGGUGCGUCAUGUAGAUGCUCAUGUGCCCAAGAGUAGAGCUACAGAAGAUCAGCGAAAUAACCAUCAGGUAGACCGAGCUGCCAGAAUUGAGGUGGCUCAAAUAGACCUGGACUGGCAGAACAAGGGUGAGUUAUUUUUAGCUCGGUGGGCCCAUGAGACCUCAGGUCAUCAAGGGAGAGACGCAACAUACAAAUGGGCCAGAGACCGAGGGGUGGACUUAGCUAUGGAUGCCAUUGUACAAAUCAUUCAUGACUGUGAUACAUGCGCCACAAUUAAACAAGCUAAGAGGAUGAAACCUCUCUGGGAGGAAGGGCGAUGGCAAAAGUACAAAUAUGGGGAGGCAUGGCAGGUUGAUUAUAUCACCUUGCCACGAUCUCGCAAUGGUAAGCAUUAUGUGCUCACCAUGGUGGAGGCAACAACCGGGUGGCUUGAAACAUAUGCAGUACCCCAUGCUACUGCCCGAAACACCAUAUUAGGUCUGGAGAGGCAAAUCCUGUGGCGACAUGGCACCCCAGAAAGGAUUGAGUCAGAUAAUGGGACUCAUUUUAAAAAUUCACUUGUGGAUACUUGGGCCAGAGAACAUGGCAUCGAGUGGAUUUAUCAUAUCCCCUAUCAUGCACCAGCCUCUGGUAAGAUCGAACGCUACAACGGGUUGUUAAAAACGAUGUUGAAAGCAAUGGGUGGCGGAACAUUUAAACACUGGGAGAAGCAUUUGGCAGAAGCCACCUGGCUGGUUAACACCAGAGGAUCAAUCAGUCGAGAUGGUCCUACCCAAUCCAGCUCCCUACAUAUUGUAGAGGGAGAUAAGGUCCCUGUAGUACAUGUAAAGAACAUGUUAGGAAAAGCAGUUUGGGUUUUUCCUGCUUCUGGGAAGGGCAAACCUAUUCGCGGAACUGUCUUUGCCCAGGGACCUGGGUCCACCUGGUGGGUGAUGCAGAAAAACGGGGAUGUUCAGUGUGUACCACAAGGGAAUUUGAUGUUGGGGGAGUGCAGUCUGUAAUCCCAUGUGUUAAGCAUGAUGUAGUGAUGUAGAAUAAGGGGUGGAAUGUCAUGGUUUUAUGAUUUUUGGUCAUCAGUAUUCCACACCAUAACAUCAUGUAAUGCACUGGGGGUGGGGUUUGAUAUCUGCCGAAUGUUCGUCCGUCGGAGAAGAACUACUUUUCCCCAGGAGACUUUGCGGUCAGCAAGGGGAUAUAACUCCAAGCAAGGUCACCUGAUCCUGCUUCUUCGCCUGCUCUUCGCUGUCUGCGCUUCGCCGUCUGUACUUCAGUCACUCAACUGGACUGCACUUCUCACCCCAGCAUUGUGGUGAGGUCUAUACAAUUCAAACAGACUCUCUCUCUCUCUCUCUCUCAUUGUAUUUUACUAAUACUAUAUUUAGUAAAAUCAUUUGUUCCACCUCAGAUCAGUGCUGUUGUUUUCAAGUAUUUUGGGGUCCCCUGCUUCCCCUUUCCCAGAGGCGCGGAUCCGCAGAUCCCUCCGCCCUGCUGGUCACGGAACUGGGCCGGACCAGCCCAUAAACCGUUG